AUGUUGUAAGAUGCCUAUCUAUUAUUUUUAAGCUCUCUAUUCUUUCUAAUCUAAAAUUUCUAAUAAUUUCUUAGAAUUCUUACUUUUAAUCGAAAUCAAAUAUAUUAGCAUUUACUAUUAAUUAUUUUCUUUAUAAGCUAACUUCUAAGAACUUUUAAUCUUACUAAAAGUACAGUUAAGCUAAGCUAAGAUUAGAAUUAAAAUUUUUCAACUAGUUUAAUAAUUUAAAAGAUUAACAUCCAACCACUUAGAAAGAAAAUAUUUAAAUAUCUUUCCUAUUUAAGUUAUAAAAAUAUUUUUCAAGUUAAUCUUAUUUUCCAAAAUAUAAAUCAGCUUUUAUUUCUAAUUUUACUACUUAGGCUUUUGUUUGAUUUGGAAUAAAAGAAAGAAUUUCAAAGAUAAUUGGAUCAUUAAUUUUAUUUUUUUUACUAUCUAUUAUCUUUAUAUCUAUAUAUUCAAAUGUAUGUCGCCAUUUCUAAAUUAUAUGAUAGCAAUCCUACAAUACAGUUAAAUUACUAUAUGUUAAAUCUUCGUUGUAAUGAAGUAUAAGUUCACUACCUUUUAAGAUAAGUUUAAAGUUUUUUUAUCCAAUUAAUUCUAAAUGGCUCAAUUCUUAACUUUCAUAUUUCUUUUCUAAAAAUUUUUUACCAAUUUAAGCUAAAACCUUCGCUUAGAGCAGCUCAUUAUUUUUUCCCUUAAAAAUUUUGUUAAAUUCUAGCUUUAAACCUAAAAGAUUGCUUUCAUUUAAAUUUAAAUUAGAAAAAUCUGUAUUAAUUGGUAUGUAAUUGUUUUUGUAUUAGUUAUUAUCCAUGA
This is a messenger RNA of Tetrahymena thermophila SB210, 813 nucleotides long. Its product is annotated as transmembrane protein, putative. NCBI's taxonomy places the organism in Eukaryota, Ciliophora, Oligohymenophorea, Hymenostomatida, Tetrahymenidae. The transcript has a single exon. The record is from RefSeq and is a predicted model, not a curated record.